CUAUCAUCAUCAUCUUUCCUUGUUUUUUUAUCGUGUGUUCCUGGUCUGUUUCUUGUGCCUGACCAACCUGACCCGCACCCGACCAACACAUCAAUCAGCCCCAUUAUUAUUAUUUAUCGUCACUCUUCUUCUCCUUCUUCUUCUCUCCGAUUCAAUCCAGAACCCCCUGGACCGACACCAAUGCGCUGUCCCUCCCUCAGCGAAUCGAACUCAAGGCGAAAGUGAGAGAUUUCGGCCUGAUCGGUCGAUGCCCCGCCGGGGCAAUCCAAUCCAAUCCAAUCCAGUGCAUGCCCUGCUAUCUGCUAUACAGCGGUCAACCAUCACAUCACCUCAUAUACACACCAUCCUUCCUCCUACCACUACUACACUCUCUAAAUAUCAAUAUCCCACUAUACCAACAACAACCAAUGGCCGGGGUCCGCAUCCACCGUCGUCGCCGCUACCACUGGCCCGAACUCCAACUCAACAUAUGGAUCCUCGUGGCGCUCUCUUCGUCCGCCAUCUGCCUCGGUAUCUUCGCCUGGUUCAUGACCGUGCAGAAUGAGUUGCAUUUGGAUAUUCCUUGGAUAUUCCCAUACAUGGUCGUCUCCGGCGCCCUAGGAAUCUUCUUCGUCAUCCUGAUCCUGGUCCUCGCCGCGCAGCGCUUCCUCCUCCCCGGCAUCAUCAUCGUCGGGAGCUUCAUCCUCUUCGUGCUGUGGCUGACCGGCCUCGUCGAGACCUCGCUGCAGCUGUACGGCGUCGUCGCCGACGUCGAUAGCAAUUGUCGCAAUUAUAUCACCGAGUGGGGCCAUCCGCAGGGUGAUAAUGUUUAUUCCAUGGCUUGGUUGACCGAGGAUACCAUUUGUAACUGCUGGAAAACAGCUUUCGCAUUCGAGCUCGUCAAUACCAUCUUCUACGUCUGGAUGAUUGUCAUGUCGUGGCAGGUGAAUCGGGAUAUAUAUCGCUGAUUUUCUUCUCCCUCUUCUCCUUCUCUCUCCGACUCCCUCCUUCUCCUUCCCCUUUGUUUUUUCCUCGCUCUUGUUAUGCCUGGGUUUGGGGUGGGUAUGUUAUGACUACUACGAUUAUGUUUACUUCAAUGGCCUAUGGCUUACUUAUGAUCCGAUAUCGAUAUGGAUAUGAUAUGGAUAUGAUAUGAUAUGGCCAUGGAUGCAUGUGUACGAAUGAAACGCGAAUGAAUAAAUGAACAAAGUUACAUAUCAAC
This is a messenger RNA of Aspergillus heteromorphus CBS 117.55, 1201 nucleotides long. RefSeq lists its product as uncharacterized. Lineage: Eukaryota; Fungi; Ascomycota; Eurotiomycetes; Eurotiales; Aspergillaceae. The transcript has 3 exons. The record is from RefSeq and is a predicted model, not a curated record. The coding region runs from base 408 to 947 and encodes 179 amino acids.